CAGUUUAUUUUGAAAACUUACAGAUGUAAUUUGUUUUAUUGUGGACAAAUGAAGUAGUUCUGUGGAAAAGGAAAUCUCUUAUAAAUAAAUGUUUAAUAUGAAAUUUUGAAUAGUUGAGCUACACUCAGAUUUACAAUAAUGGCUAAGUGGAAAUUAUGCCGGCAAAUAUUUGGGAAUGAAGAGUUUGAAUUUUCUGAAGGUGAUGAAGUUCGAAUUGGCAGAGGACUGGAUAAUACAAUUACACUUUCAAGUAUAGUAAUAUCGAGAAAUCACUGCUUAAUAAAUGUUAAAAGUGAAGGAGUGUUUAUCACAGAUCUUAAGAGUUCAAAUGGAAUAUAUGUCGGAUUAAAAAAAAUACCACCAAAUAUACCAUAUCAAUUAUCAGAAACUGAUCUGAUAGGCUUUGGAUGGACAAAUGGUGUUUCUUUAGUAGAAAUUAAGAAUUCUGAGAAAUAUGUGUUUAAGUUAGUGAAGUGUGCAGGAUCAAUUAUUAGCAGAAUACAAUUUCAAAGUAAUAGUGAUGAUGAAAUAGAAGCCAAAAUUUCAAAAUACAAUUCAAAAAAACUAAUACCUUUAAAUAAUAUGUUAGAGUCUCCAUCUAAAGAUACUAAGUUAUCAUUAAAACGCAAAAUUAAUGAUGAGCUCAACAAUAUUAAUGUGAAAAACGAACCAACAGACAAUGAUGUUAUCAAUAUUGUAUCUGAUAGUGAUAAUGAAACAAAAUGUACUGAAAAAAAAAUUAAAGUAAUUCCUAAAAUUGAUGAUGUAAUUGAGGAGAAUAUAAAAUAUGAAAAUGAAGACUUUGAGUAUGAAGCAUUUAAUGUCAAACAAGAGUAUUUAGGAUAUGAUGAUGAGCCAAUUCAAAUUGAUAGUGAUAGUGAUAGUGAAUCAGAACAGUGGUUCUUAAGACUAUCACAGAAUUCUCCUGGAAAACCUUUCACUAAAAUUGAUCAAAAAAGUUUAAAUUCAGAUAUAUCUAAAUUUAAAGACAUAAAAUCUAAUGAUGACGAAGUAGACUUUAUUGAUGACAUAAUUACAAUACCUUCUGAACCUCCAAAACUACCUAUUAGUGAACUAAAACUACCAGAAACUGAAGGCGUCACUGAAACAACUGACCCAGAAAUCUUUCCUGACAAUGAAAUAAAUGUACCAGAAAAAGAUUUACAUUUGACAAUAUUAUCAGAAGCAAAAGAAAAAGAAUCUGAGAAAAAUCCAUUAUAUGAAGUAUGUAAUGAAAAUAAUAUACCAGAAAUAGAAAAAGUUAUUAUGCCCUCUUGUCCGGUGCAACAGAAUUCUAAUAUACUAAUAAAAAAGGCACAAAUGAUAGAACCUCUAGUUCAAUUAAACAAAAGGAAAUCUAACUACUCACUAACAGAAAGUAAAUCAAAACGCAGCAAUAAAAAGACAAAGUCGAAACACUCAUCGUCGUCUGUAAAGAAAGCGAUAACAAGCUCCCAAAAAGAAGAGCGAAAAAGGAAACUUAAAGAAAUUGCGGACAAGGAAAAAAAAGCUGAUGAUGAUAGUAUAAAAUCAACAAACAAUACUAACAAGAGUGUGAAUAAUGUUAGAUUUACUAAUUCUAAUCGUGGUGCAUUUUUAACUGAUGCUGUAAAUAUUGUGGCAACAGUAAAACCUAUGAAAAGAAGAAAUAGUCAAGAAAAAGAUAAAAAUAAAGUACUUUCAAAAGAUUCUGUAGCAACAAAAGAGCAUUCUAAUUCAAAUAAGUCACUGGAUAAAAGUAAAAAUCAUGAGAAAUCUAAAUCAGUGACAAAUAUUCCAGUUAGCUUAACAAAAACGAAAACAAUAGAUAAAGAUACUGUGACUGAGACUACAAGUAAAAUUUCCAACAAUAAUGAGUCUCGAAAAAGCAAAGACUCAGACCACAGAAACUUAAAACCUCAAAAAGAGAAUAAGGACUUGCUGGCACAAAAGCCAAUUUUGAUGGUAGAACCUCUACCUAAAACAAAGCCUAAAAAGCGGGUUCGUUUUUCUGAUGCUGCGCCUAUCGUACAUGUUUUCGAAAUAGAACCUGGUAAAGAACUGAAAAAGACAAAUUCAGUAAAAACGAGAUUGUUGGAUGUACAACAACAGCCUAUAUACUCUUUAGAAAAGAUAACUCUGAAAAGAAUCCUGGACUGGAAACCUCAUUGGUUAAAUGUACAGGUUGGCACAGAACAUAUUUUAGGUCAUAAUCAACCCCCGAUGACGAUAUUCCAUUCUUUUAACAGCCACAGCCAAUACACACAACUUGUUGGAGAUUUACUUCUUAUUGAAAUUUGGGAAUGUAUAACACAGUCAUAUAAAAAAAUACAAAAUCUGCAAAAUAAAUUACAAUUAAAAUUUGAGUCUUUGAGAUACUUUGAAUUACUACUUCACCUGAAUGUAAACAUUUCGUUAGCGACAUCAGAAAAAAAUAAACUACCUAGAGUAGGUGAAAUAAUGAUGCUUGAGUUUGGUCCCGCAAAUAACAGGCACUGCAGAUUUUUUUUCGUACAUAACGUACGAUGUCUUCCAACACCACAAAACAGUAAAAAUUUACUCUUUACUGUGGCUCUCCAUGCUUCACAUGAUAAUAUACCCUUGCCUUUAAAUCCUGGUGAUAUAAUGACAGGGCGUACUUUGGCAUAUAUAAAUAAAGAGUUAUUGCUAUUUGAAGCUAUGGAAUACUUGGCCGGGUCACCACUCUGUCAAGCUAUUUUAAAACCUGAGCCAUGUCAUUAUCAAGCAAAUAGUUGUGAUAAAACAAUCAAUAUCAACACACAGUGGACAGCGACAUUAAACUCUAGUCAGAAAUUAGCAGUUACACAUUCUGUAUCGGCGGCACUUGGAAAUAGGUCCAGCAUACAAAUGGUACAAGGACCUCCUGGAACAGGGAAGUCAAGUGUCAUAUGUGCAAUUGUCAUGAGUUAUUUAUACGUCGCCACAAAUAAAAAGCAAGACCGCGGAAAAAUAUUAAUUUGCGCAACGAGUAAUGCUGCAGUGGAUGAAUUAGUAAUCAGAUUACUGAACAUCAGACAAAGUCUACCUAAAGAGCAGCGGUUCCGCAUGGUGCGCGUGGGGCGCGCGGAGGCGAUGAACCCGCGCGCGCGCGACGUGAGCUCGCAGCAGCUGGCGCAGCGCGACGCGGCGCGCGCGCGCUCCGACGCGCCGCCCGGCCGCGACGAGGAGAUCGCACAUUUGCAAGCCAGGAUUAACAUGUACAAGGCACAAAUUGAAGAUGCAAAGGACCCUGCUCAAAAGGCCUUCUACCUAGGAAAAGUGGAAAAUCUUAAUAAAAGGAUAUCCCUGCUGCGUGGCGGCGAGCUGAGCGCCGAGCGGCUGGUGGCGGCCGAGCGCCGCAUCGUGGACUGCGCCGACAUCGUCGUCACCACGCUCGCCAGCGCGCACAACUACAAGAUGAAGGGGCUCAAAGGUCGAAUAGCACUGUGCAUAGUGGAUGAAGCAGGACAGGCAAUCGAGCCCGAGACUCUCAUUCCGCUCACACUUGACGUCACGCACCUCACACUCAUCGGGGACCCGCAGCAACUGCCCGGCUUUAUCUGUUCUCAGCGCGCGAAGGAGUUGGGCCUGGGCGAGAGCCUGUUCGCGCGGCUGGCGGGCGCGCUGGGCGCGGGCGGCGGGCCCGUGGUGCUGCUGGACCGCCAGUACCGCAUGCACCCCGCCAUCGCCGCCUACCCCAACCGAGCCUUCUACGGCGGCCGCGUGGCCAGUGUGGCGCCGCCCCCCGUCGGCCUCGGCCUGCCGCCCUACACGCUGCUCGCUGUCUCCGGCGGACGGGGACAAGGUACGUCGGGCGCGAACUGCACGGAGGCGUGGGGCGUGGCGCGGCUGGCGGCGGCGCUGGCGGGCUCGGUGCGCGCGCGCGGCCUGUCGCUGGCCGUCAUCACGCCCUACAGCGCGCACCGCGACCUGCUGCGCGCCUGCCUGCGCGACCUCGACCCGUCCGCGAUCCCGGUGGAGGUGAACACGGUAGACAGCUUCCAGGGGCAAGAGCGCGACGUGGUGGUGGUGUCGCUGGCACGCAGCCGCGGCGUGGGCUUCCUCACGGACGCCGGCCGCAUGAACGUCAUGCUGACGCGCGCCAGGCACACGCUGCUCGUGUGCCUCGACCCGGCCGCCGUGCAGAACAAUUUCCAAUGGCAGACGCUAAUUGACGACGCACGGGAAAGAGGGGUUUACAAAACACUGCCACUUAACAUCUGUCGACAUCCAUCGGUGCGGUCAAUAACUAAUGAAGACGUUCUGCAAUAUGUGAAAAAUACGUAAGCUGUGAAUUACGAUCAGUGAUAUGACUAUACCAAAAUUUAUAAAUUUUAAUACUAAGACAAUUUUGAUUAAGCCAAGUUCAUUCACAAAGGUAUUUUAAAUGGACUAAAUAAAAUGUAUAAUAUUCGUUGUUUAAGGAAAUUCGGUGUUGAUUGAAUGAGUUCCACUGUUUCGCAAUUUUUUGAUCUGGUUUUUAAUUUCAAUUGUUAUUUUUUUACAUGUAGAUUAUGAUGAACAAUUGAGUAAGAAAUGGCCAGCUACCAGAGUAAAGUUUGCAAAUAAUAAAAUUAUCACAAUUAAAAUUCAAUUUAUAUAUGCGAAAGUAACUUAUAAGAUAAAAAUAAUGUCUUCAAUGAUGUAUUUUUGUAACAAAAUGAACAAGAAUUUAUGCAUAGCU
Molecule: messenger RNA, 4663 nt
Organism: Melitaea cinxia (Glanville fritillary)
Lineage: Eukaryota; Metazoa; Arthropoda; Insecta; Lepidoptera; Nymphalidae
Gene: Setx
Product: probable helicase senataxin
Exons: 17
Coding region: 139-4266 (1375 amino acids)
Biological process (GO): termination of RNA polymerase II transcription
Cellular component (GO): nuclear body
Molecular function (GO): transcription termination site sequence-specific DNA binding; protein binding; helicase activity
Source: RefSeq, a predicted model, not a curated record